AUGGCUGACUGCAUCAAGGGUUUGUAUGAGUAUCUGAAGUAAGAGAAGAAUGAAGAUCAAUUCGUCAUCAACAAUGGAGGAUUAAAACUCAUUAAUCAUUCUUAAUGGCAUUUUGAAAAGUAAUAUUCAAUAUGCUUAACAUUCAAUCCUUAAGGAGAUGGAACACUCUUCUAAUUUUCAUCUUCUCAUGUUGAUGGUAAAAGAAUAAUAGCUAAUGGAAUUCAUUGUUACAUAAUGGCUGGUGUAGUCUUCUAUAAGAAUGUUUACCAAAGAUUCACUUUAGAAAAAGUUAUUGUGGAAGAUUACUCUUCAAAUAAUAAGUUGGGGGAUAUUAUUAUGAAUGGAUGGAACGAACUAAUUAUUUCACAUGAAUGUGGAAAACUAUAUUCCAGACCAAAGUUUAUAUAUUCAAUUAAUCAGAAAAAAAAUACACUUCAAAUUGAGUAUCCUAAAAUUAGGAAUCAAAAUCUUGAGAUUCUUUACUUUUAGAAUAUUAAAUGUAAAGUAAAAGAGAUUUCUAUUUAUAAUGAAGUUGUGGAUCUACAUCUAAAAUCUCCUUUUUAUUAAAUCUAUCCAUUAUAUGAUCCUCAUUAAACAAAACGAGUUAAAGAUAGAAUCUAAAAUGUUAUAUAUGAAUUAUAAGGAGAUACUAAAAUGACAUCUUCAUUAUAAAAAUAUGAUUUUGUAGAAUAUGGUGGUAUUAAAAUAUUAAUUCCACUUUUCAAUUUAAUUUAAUAUUAUAAUCAUUCUUAAAUAGAUGAUUUAUUUGAAAUCCUUCUUUAUACUUUAUUACAAGAUAGUCAAAUCAAUAAAAAUCAAAUUUCUGAAAUGAAACUAUUUUAAUAAAUAGCCUAAAUUAUCAAAGUAGACAUUCCUAAUUUAUCUUAUAUAUUAUAAAUUAAAUAAUAAGUAGAAGAUUAAGAUAUUUUAAAUCAAUUGUUACUUUUAAUUAUUGAUGUGAAUUUCAUAAAGAGAGUCACUGAUUAAUAGUAAUAUUGCAUUUUAUUACAAUAAUUCUAUAUUAAUGAUCAUUAAUAAUACUUAAAAGUUACUUCAAUCUAAUAUCUGGCUUAAUUAUUAGUGAGUGUCAAUUAGAAAAGCUAAAUCUAAGAUUAAAUACUAUAAAUUAUGAUUUAUUCCUGUUAAUAUAACUUUAAUACAUUAAAAGAAUAAUUCAAACUCUUUCUAAAAGUAGCUGAAGCUUCAACUAUUGAACUCAAAAUUAAAGCUAUUUAAAGUGCAACCAGAUUAGUAUCUGAUUUAUUUAGAGAUGAUUAAGACAAUUUUAUUAUUUUUAGAGAUCAUAAUAUUAAAAAUAAGAUCCUAAAUGACAUCCUUCUUCUCUUGCAAACUGAUAGUAUGGAUUGCUUAAUAGCUACUAUAACAUUAUUAGGAUAAAUACUUUAUGGAACUAAUGAUCUAUUAAGUUAAGGAAUGAUAUCAUAUAUCUCAAAAGCAAUUUGUGUAACCAAUAACUUUGAUAAUCUAUUAAAUACAUUGACUUAAUUACUUAAGAUUAAUUGUUUAUGUGUUGAAAUACUUUAACAUUUAUACUCUUAAACCAAAUAAUAGAAUAUCCUAGAAUAUUAUCUUAAUUAUGUCAAGAAAAUUAGUAUUGAAUAAUAACAACUCAUACUUUAAUAAUAUUCAAUAUGGUUUUUAGAUUAAUUGAAGUUUGAAAUAAAUUAGAAGAUCUUAGAGAUUUUUAUUUAUCUUCUUAAAUAGAAUCCUCAAUUUAUAUUGCAAAUUUUAAUUCAUUUUCAAAUAAGAAAGGAUGUUUCAGCUCUCAUUACAGUUGUGACUGAAGUAAUAGAAUAAUUUAAUGAAGAAUAAAUAUAUUAAGUCUAAUAGAUAUUGCUAUAAAUUUAUUUUUCAGUUCAAUAAUUUAAAAACUUUGAAGUGUUUUUAACUAAAUUAAUUAAGUAAAUUAUAUAUUUAGAAAAUGAGCAAGAAUUAUUUAAAUUAGUUGGGCAAAAAGAAUUACCAUUUGCUAUAUAAAAGAUUAUUAAUUUAAGUUGUCCUAUUGAUAAAUUGAAAUAAUGGUUAUUCUAUUUUACUAAACUUUUUGAAUAAAUUUAAUAUCUAAAUACAGAAGAAAGUGAAAGUUUUAUGAAUUAAAUUAUUGAUUUACUUAAAGCUAUUCAAUUAUAAACUGAAGAUAUAUAAAUAAAAGAUAAUAUUGAAUAUUUUUUAACUCAAAAUGUGUUAAUUCUUUAAUCACUAAAAGAACAAUAAGUAUAAAUAUUUGAUUCUAUUAAAUUUUAAGAAGAUUUUUAAGCUUUUUAAGAAUCCUUAUUACUUAAAUGGACUCUAGAAUAAUAAUAGACUAAAAUGACAUAAUCAGAAUAAUUAUCUAAAUUAACAGAUGAAAUUAAUUAAGCUGCAGCAUAAAUGUAAGUAUCUGUUUAUAAAUUAAUGAAUAAGACUAGAAAGAUUAGAUAAAGAUGGUGUAAGUUAUGGCAUAAUUUACGUAUAACUAUAUAUAGACCAAAAGAUUGCAAAUUUCAAAUAGAUGAAUAUAUUGAUCAUGAUUACAAAUUUAAUGAGAAUCCCUAUUACAUCAAUAAAAUUGAGAAAUAUAUUAAUAAAUAUUAUUCUCGUCCAAUUUUAAAAAUAAAGUUUAAAAAGAAUACUGAAUUUGAGAAUGAUGCAUAAGUGCCUUUGGAAAACAAAUAAUAAUACAAAUGUUUUUGGUUAAAGAGUUUAUACUUAAAACAAGGAGGAGUAACAAUAGGAGAUGAGAAGAUAAUAUUCUCCUAUUACUCCUAUACUUAAUAAGCAAAUCAUAUAACUUUGCUACCUCACACAAUACCAAAUCAUAAGCCAUUUAAGAAAUCAUGGAAAAGAAAUUAAAUUAGGUGGCUUCAUGAAAGAAUAUAUAUCAGAAAUAGAAAUGCUAUUGAAAUUAUAUUUAAAGAUGGUGAAUCAUUGUACUUGAUAUUUUAGGAUUAAGGUUUGAAAGAAGAGAUAAUUGAUAAAUUGAAAAUAUAACCAAAAUAAUGUGAUUUUAAUAAAGUUAGUAAUUUCAAGUAUUUAAUGUAUUUGAAUUUUUUAUCUUGUCGAUCAUAUAUAGAUUUAACAAGAUAUCCAGUGUUUCCAUGGGUUUUGAAAGGAAAUGCUUCAGAUUUUGAUGAUAAUGAUAUUGAAUCAAUAAAAAAUGAAAUUAAUUAUAGAGAUCUAUCUUUACCAAUAGGAGCAUGUGGAAGUGAAAUAAGAUUAGAUUAAUUUAUUAAAAGAUAUGAAAAUGAAUAAUUUUAUUAUGGAACACAUUAUUCAAGUUAAGCAUUAGUAUCUUAAUAUUUGAUUAGAUUGAGUCCAUUUACAGAAGCAGCUAUAUCAAUAUAAGAUGGUAAAUUUGACAUACCAGAUCGACUUUUUAGAUCUAUUAUGAAAUCAUGGAUAGAUUGUAAUAAUGAGAUGGCUGAUGUGAGAGAAUUAACACCUGAAUUUUUUUAUUUACCUGAAUCAUUUUUAAAUAUAAAUGGAUAUAAUUUAGGUAAGUUGUAAAGUAAUUAAAUUGUAAACAAUGUACAAUUACCAUUCUAUUCUAAUAAGAAUCCUUUUUAUUAUGUAACUUAAAAUAUGAUAGCAUUAGAGAGUGAUUAUGCAAUUAAAUUAAAUGAAUGGAUAGAUUUGAUUUGGGGAUAUAAAUAAUAAGGUAAUGCUGCAAUAGAAUCAUUUAAUGUAUUUUAUCCAUUAACUUACUCAAAUUUUGAUGAAAACAGUAUAGAAAUUAAUGAAUUAGCAAUGGAAACUUAAAUUGCUCAUUUUGGAUAAACACCAGAAUAGUUAUUUUAUAAACCUCAUGCUCAAAAGAACUAUACAAUUGAUAAAACUUAAUGGUAGACAAUAAAGAAUAAAAAAUCCUAAGUUAAAUUGAUCUAUUUAAUUUGUAAUAAAAAUAAAGUAGUAAGUAUUUAAGAAGAUUUUACAUUAUUAUAAUGGUAGAUAGUUAAAAAUUAAUAUUAAUUUUAAUUAGAAAAAUAAGUUUAAUUACCUAGAAUAAAUUUUGAUGCUAUGAUCAAAUAUGUAUUACCACCCAUAUUAGUAUUGAUUGAAUAAUCAAUUAUAUUAUUUGGUGGAAAUAAUAAUGGAACUAUUAUUUAUUAUUGUUUAGAUAAUUUGAAAUUGUAGGGAGUGAUAGAAUUGGAAAGUGAAAUAAUAAAUAAUCAUUGUACAGUAACUGUAUUUGAAUCAAAUAAAUAAUAGAAUAUUGUAAUAGUAGGAACUAAUAAGGGUUUUGUAUAUUAUUAUAAUAAAGUUCUUUAAAAUAAAUAGGAUAUUAAAUAAGAAGAAGUGCUUUAAAGUAAAAAUAUUAUUUAUGAUACAACUUAAUAAAUAAAUUCAAUAAGUAUUUCAGAAUAGCUAACUAUCUUUUGUGUUGGAACAUAAGAUGGUACAAUAUUCUUAUAUAAUUUGUAUAAUCGCACUCUUUAUAGAUUUAUUAAUCAUCCAAAAAGAUUGCCUAUUUUUUAUUUAAAAUUAAGUUAUUCUCCAUUACCUUGUAUUUUAUUUAGUUCCCAUGAUGAAAGGAUUGUAGCUUAUUCAAUAAAUGGAUUCUUGUUACAAUCCUUAUAAGUUAAAGGAAAUAUUGAAUACAUUGAAAUCAAGAAAUCUACUAUAAAUACUUUAGUAAUGAAAUUUAUUAUAAAUUUAUAGAUUGUAAUUACAGACAUUAAUGUUUUUGAAUAUAGAUUACCAUUUUUAGAUAGACUAUCAAUAAUAUCAGCCCAAAUCUGUACAAGAUUCGUUUAAGCAACAAAACAAAUUUCAAUAUUUGGUUGUAAAUCUGGUGAUCUGCGUAUAAUUUGA
Paramecium pentaurelia is the source of this 4812-nucleotide messenger RNA. NCBI's taxonomy places the organism in Eukaryota, Ciliophora, Oligohymenophorea, Peniculida, Parameciidae. The record is from the annotation of a GenBank genome assembly.